Molecule: messenger RNA, 2234 nt
Organism: Osmerus eperlanus (European smelt)
Lineage: Eukaryota; Metazoa; Chordata; Actinopteri; Osmeriformes; Osmeridae
Gene: trmt61b
Product: tRNA methyltransferase 61B
Exons: 7
Coding region: 574-2130 (518 amino acids)
Biological process (GO): mitochondrial tRNA methylation
Cellular component (GO): mitochondrion; tRNA (m1A) methyltransferase complex
Molecular function (GO): tRNA (adenine(58)-N1)-methyltransferase activity
Source: RefSeq, a predicted model, not a curated record
AUUGCCAAUUAAUACAUGUUUUAGUUUGGGAAACUUACUGAACUUACAAUAUAUCUAAUUUGAUCAAUAAAAUAUUAUUUGAAACAACAUGCAGUUUAUCCUACGCGGCUUUUUAUAUUCCCAGCCCAUUUGUUGCUUGCUUAAUGCGUUCAUACCCAUGCAACCUGAGGAGGGCAGCAAUACGCAGCUGUAACCAGGCUACUGCACAUUUUAAAGGAAGAAGACAUAUUUGUCGCUCAGAAAAAAACGUCACAGAACAUGUGUUUGUUUCCAGCAUGGCGACCUUCAUAUCCCAUGCUGUGGAUAUAGCUGAAGUGUAUGUCUUGUACCUGGCUGUAUUAAGAUAUGAACUGUACUGCACUCACGGCCGAGGUGUAAUUCUUUAAGGGAAGCAUCGUUUCUGUCUAUGCAUUUAUCUAUAGAUAUAGUAGUAGAUGGGUAGUUUUUUUCAAGUCAGCAUCUUAUGGACUACAGUGUCAGGACUUUUUGUGCAAGGAACCAUUGAAAAGGCUCAUCACCCGUUACCACUUUACGUUGAGUAAGCUAGUUAAACUUCCAUUACACCUUGCACUCAUGUCUGUAAACGUGCCGAUGGGAGCGUCCCUCUUAAUGCAAAGAGUGGUGCGGACAUGCACAACCAAUAUAGCCCAGCAGAGAUGCAGACCACUACAUUCCAAAGUCGAAUUCUCUAAAUGGACGUUGAAUACAAGAACAUUUGGGACGAGUCCUGUAUGGGCGAAUAACAAUGGGAGCAACAAAAACACCUCUGAUCCGUCUUUGCCAAACCUUAUACAGACUUCCAGACCAGGGUCACAGUUCGGGAGGAGGCGACCUCUAUCGCCACUAGAGAGGAUAAGCCAGCUGUUGCCCCAAGAUGCAUUGAGCUCUGAAGUUGCGCAGCUGAGAGAGCACAAACAGGAUGAAGAUGAGAAACCCACUGAAAUGUGUCCUCAGGAAGAUUGUAACAUAUUGGACGAUUUUGUUACAGAUGCCCAGAGGGCAAACGGCGGGGAUGAAAGUACAGAGACACAAAUCGAAGACAGAUUAGGAAUGAAACAGGAACCGCCCACCAAGUACAAUGUAGCAGAACCGAUUAGUUUGGAGUUUCCAGAAAAUGAGACGUGUUCAGGUCAUUUGGGAUUCUCAGCAUCCCCCCUGCCUGGGGAGCGUUCGAUGACUUUUGGCGAGGCGCUUAUAGCGGAGUAUCGUAAGAAGGGGCGGGUGGAGUUCAGGAAGAUGUUCCAGCUUCAGAACGGUGUGCGUCUGCAGAGCAGCUGGGGAACCAUUGCCCACAAUGAGCUCAUGGGUUGCCCCUCCGGCAUGUACAAACGCACCACGCUUGGGAUACCUAUCCUCAUACGCCGGCCCAGUCUGGAGGAAUUUGUGCUGAACAUGCGGAGAGGACCUGCUAUUGCCUACCCGAAGGAUGCUAGCGAAAUGCUGAUGAUGAUGGACGUCUCAGAGGGAGACUGUGUGUUGGAGUCAGGCUCUGGGUCUGGUGCCAUGUCUCUCUUCCUGUCGAGAGCCGUGGGGUCCAAGGGUAGUGUGGUAAGUGUUGAGAUCAGGGAGGACCACCAUAAAAGAGCCGUUCUUAACUACAAGCGCUGGCGAACAUCCUGGAUGCAGAGCAGGGGGGAGGAGUGGCCUGAUAACGUCCACUUCUACAACACUGACCUCCAGGCGGCCUCUUCUCUUCUUGCUGGACGGGGAUUUCACUCUAUUGCUCUGGAUAUAAUAAGUCCACAAAUAGUUUUACCCACUGUGACUCCCCACCUCCAUUCUGGGGCUGUGUGCGCUGUCUACCUUGCCAAUAUAACACAGGUUAUCGAUUUGCUGGAGGGUGUAAGAUGCUCAGCUCUCCCCCUCCUGUGUGAGCGCAUCAUCGAGGUGCAGGUCAGAGAUUGGCUGUUGGCCCCCGCCAUCCAGAAAGAUGGCCAGUUUUGCACCAGGAAAGCUCCUCCUCCACUUGCAGGACAGGAGAAAAAGGGAGAGAGGUCGGAUGAAGAAAAUGAAGAGAUGGGUGAUACAAAAAAUCCACCAUUUGGAAGUAUUCCCUACAUUGCCCGACCACACCCAGAACAAACUAGCCACACAGCAUUCCUCGUGAAACUCAGGAAGUGUGAGAAGUAGGUAUUCUACCUGUGAGGACCGUCACUGAAGAAUUUUAUUGCAAAAUAAUUGUAUGUAUACUAGUCUACUAGUAGAGUAUUUCUAUAUUAAAAUGUAUAUUUACU